Malania oleifera is the source of this 1581-nucleotide messenger RNA. Its product is annotated as protein DUF642 L-GALACTONO-1,4-LACTONE-RESPONSIVE GENE 2. NCBI's taxonomy places the organism in Eukaryota, Viridiplantae, Streptophyta, Magnoliopsida, Santalales, Ximeniaceae. The transcript has 3 exons. Gene Ontology annotation, cellular component: plasma membrane. The coding region runs from base 229 to 1407 and encodes 392 amino acids. The record is from RefSeq and is a predicted model, not a curated record.
AAGAGGUGGGUCCCAUUGUGCAGCUGCAGCUAUUGGUCGGGAGGAGCAGCACAGCCAUUGACCAUGGUCCUCCGGAGGCCCUAAUAAUGCUCUCUCAUGUAGCAGGAAUCUUUGGAUAAAAGCAGCUGCCUUCUGGCCUCACUCUCUCACUCACUCACCCACUGCAGCUACUCGUCUUUUUUAGAGAGAGAUAGAGAGAGAGGGGCGAAAGAAGUUUUGCCUAACAAAAUGGCUCACAGCUCAAGAAGCGAAGGGGUUUCACUGUACCUGCUUUUGGUAGCUCUUAUCGCUGUAGCUCUCGCCGAAGAUGGUCCGCUGCCAAACGGGGAUUUCGAGACCACGCCGGCGGGAGGGUUUCCGAAGGAGGGAUCGACGGGCGGGCCCACGGAGAUCCCGAGCUGGAAAACGAAGGGGACGGUGGAACUGGUGGAGUCGGGGCAGAAGCAGGGGGCGAUGAUCCUAGUGGUGCCGCAGGGGAUGCACGCCGUGCGCCUCGGCAAUGACGCCCAGGUCACCCAGGAGGUGGCGGUGGACAAGGGGUUCAACUACUCCUUGACAUUCUCCGCCGCCCGCACCUGCGCGCAGCUGGAGUCGCUGAACGUGUCGGUGGCGCCGGCGAUGCAGUCGCAGACCAUCGACCUGCAGACGCUGCACUCAGUGCAGGGUUGGGACAUGUACGCGGUGGCGUUCCUGGCGGAGGAGGAUAGAGCACAGGUGACGUUCAGUAAUCCGGGCAUGGAGGAGGACCCCACUUGCGGCCCCAUCCUCGAUGAUGUCGCCGUGAAGAAGCUUUUCACCCCCGACCGACCCAAGGAAAACGCCGUCGUUAACGGCGACUUCGAAGAGGGUCCAUGGAUGUUCCGAAACGUUUCGCUCGGCGUACUGCUGCCCACCAACUUCGACGAAGGAACGACGCCAUUGCCGGGCUGGAUCGUGGAAUCGAACCGGGCGGUCCGGUACGUGGACUCCUACCACUUCUCAGUGCCGGAGGGGAAGAGGGCCGUCGAGCUCAUCUCCGGCAAGGAAGGCAUCAUCUCCCAAAUGGUUCAAACCAAGCCCGACAAGCCCUACAGGAUGAGCUUCUUGCUCGGCGAGGCCGGCGACAACUGCGGCCAGUCGCUGGCGGUGCACGCCUUCGCCGGCGACCAGGCCCAGGUCUACCAUUACACUGCCAAUGCUAACGUGAGCUACCAGAGCGCAAGCCUGAAUUUCACGGCCAAGGCUGACAGGACACGUGUCGCUUUCUACAGCGUCUACUACAACGUGAAGCGGGACGAUUUCAGCUCUCUGUGUGGGCCCGUGGUGGACGACGUCAGGGUGUGGCUCUCGGGGUCUGCCAAGCAGCGUGGGCUUAGAUGGUUGGGAUUGGGCCUUGGAUUUGGGCUCUGGGUUCUGGUUUUGGUUUAGGAGCCCAUUUGGUGGGCGGAGUUUAUGGUCUGCCGGGCCUGUAGCUAGUUUUGUGGGUCCAUGUAAGCGUGUGAUCCGGUUGUUGUAUGUGAAAUAGCUUUGGUUUGUAAUUUUGCUCAGAAAAUGAGAAUCUUUUGCUAUAAUUUGACGUCGGCUGGUGUAUGUAUUAUUUUA